This is a messenger RNA of Oreochromis aureus, 7577 nucleotides long. Its product is annotated as nuclear factor 1 X-type-like. Gene Ontology annotation, cellular component: nucleus. The transcript has 13 exons. NCBI's taxonomy places the organism in Eukaryota, Metazoa, Chordata, Actinopteri, Cichliformes, Cichlidae. Gene Ontology annotation, biological process: regulation of transcription by RNA polymerase II. The record is from RefSeq and is a predicted model, not a curated record. Bases 1152 to 2738 code for a protein of 528 amino acids. Gene Ontology annotation, molecular function: RNA polymerase II cis-regulatory region sequence-specific DNA binding; DNA-binding transcription factor activity, RNA polymerase II-specific.
GAGAGCGAGCUGGUUUGUUGGGAUGGCUGUGACCAUGUUGGUGACGAAGGUGGUGAGGGAGGGAGAAGUGUGUGGGGGGAGCUUUAGGAGGCGGGUGCUGUCUGGAUGCAUGUAAAAUUAAUAUCCUCUGGACUUUGCCUUUGCACUAGAUUGGAACUUGUCUGUUUGGCUAAUGACGUGCCUUCUGCCUGCACCACACACAAUCCACCCCCCUCCCGCCCUCUCUCCACUACCAGCCACCAACCAUCCACACCCCCACCUCUUUGCUUCUCCCUCUGCCAUCUCUCUCUUCCCUCCUUUUCAGUGCUUUGAGCGUGCGUAUUGGCUGGGCUGUUUGCGACUCGAUGCCAAAUAGGUGGGCCCUCUGCGUGUUGGCACAGACUCAGUCAAUGGUUAGAGACGGAAAGUGGAGAGGAAGAGAGAAAGAGAGAGACAGAGUUGGAGAGAAAGAGGGGGAAAAAAGAAGCUGCACUCGGGUUUGCCAGCGGUCGUGCACAGUCUUCCAACAUUGAUUCGGUCCUCUUGUUUUUGUUUUUUUUUUCCUUCUUCUCCUCUGUCCGCACCCCCCUUGUCCAGCUCUCUCUCUCCCUCUGCGUGAGUCUUAUGCAGAUCAGAAUUGAACCAAUAGCACGCGCUGCUUUGCCAGCCAUUUUUUUUAAUUUUUGUUUUUCAUCAAGAUAUUUUCUCUGCAUGUUUUUGCAAACAAAGAAAGAAGCUUGUUUUAAUUUUUGACAAUUUUAUCAUUUUGCUGCACUAUCUGUUUUAUUUUAUUUGUGCACACCCAGCUCCUUUUUUUUUUCAUCCUUUUAGACACAGAGAUUGCUAAACUUUCUACACUCCUUCUGCUCUGCUCUUGCACAGCACCUCUCCUGCAGCUCUUGCUACAGUACCUCCUGUGUUCUUGUGCUGGUAUUACACUGCGCCCCCUGGCCUGUCUCCUCUUUCUCAGCUUUUUUGCCCCCUGCUGCUUUUAUUGGACAGUUUAUCAGCUUCUUUUUUUGCUUCUUUUUUUUCCCCUCACUCUUUUGUUUUCUCAUAUACGCAGCAUUACUUCAGCGCCUUUUUUUGACUCUACAAUCCAGUUAUUGUACUGGCUCUGCAUUUUAAGUUUCUUUGCAAUCGACGGGGUGAAUUUAUGAUGAGAGAGCAAAAUGGAUGAAUUCCACCCCUUCAUCGAGGCCCUUCUGCCCCAUGUCCGCGCCUUCGCCUACACCUGGUUCAACCUGCAGGCCCGCAAGCGUAAAUACUUCAAAAAGCACGAGAAGCGCAUGUCCAAGGAGGAAGAGCGUGCAGUGAAGGAUGAACUGCUGGGAGAGAAGCCAGAGAUCAAGCAGAAGUGGGCUUCACGCCUGCUGGCCAAGCUCCGCAAGGACAUCCGGCCAGAGUUCCGUGAGGACUUUGUGCUCACCAUCACGGGCAAAAAGCCCCCCUGCUGCGUGCUGUCCAACCCCGACCAGAAGGGCAAAAUACGUCGCAUCGACUGCCUGCGCCAGGCUGACAAGGUGUGGCGGCUGGACCUGGUGAUGGUCAUCCUGUUUAAGGGCAGCCCCCUGGAGAGCACGGACGGAGAACGACUGGUCAAGUCACCACAGUGCACCAACCCUGGCCUGUGCGUCCAGCCACACCACAUCGGAGUGUCCGUCAAGGAGCUGGACCUCUACCUGGCCUACUUCGUCCACACGCCAGAAUCUGGACAAUCAGACAGCUCCAGCCAACAAGGGGACACAGACAUCAAGCCACCACCCAACGGGCACCUGAGUUUCCAGGACUGUUUUGUCACCUCAGGAGUGUGGAAUGUGGCAGAGUUGGUCAGAGUGUCUCAGACUCCCGUAGCCACAGCGUCGGGUCCUAACUUCUCACUGGCUGACCUGGACAGCAGCCCCAGUUACUACAACAUUAACCAGGUGGCUCUGGGGCGGCGCUCUCUCACCUCCCCUCCUUCUACCAGGUCUGAGGUGGAGUUGUACGCAAACCUUCCAAGGAGCUCCACUAAGCGGAAGUCCUUAGAUGAUAGCGAGCUGGAGAGCCCCACAGAUGAUGUCUUCUACCCUGGGCGUUCGCCUGCUGCCAGCUCCUCCCAGUCCAGUGCGUGGCCUAAUGACAUGGAUUCAGUGCAGCACCAUUUGGCGAGUGUGCAGGAGAGGAAGAUAAAACAUGAAAACGAUGGCGUGCAGUUUCCUUACCAUGGACUGUCCUCGCCUGGUUCACUUAAGAAGCCGGGGAAGUUUGAUUUCAACGCCCUGACUUCCCAGACGAGGUCUCCCCGCAUGGCGUUCACACACCACCCGCUGCCUGUGCUGGCAGGAGUGAGACCAGGGAGUCCCCGUGCCUCAGCCUCAGCCCUGCACUUCCCUUCCUCCUCUAUCAUCCAGCAGUCCAGCCCGUACUUCACCCACCCCACCAUACGCUACCAUCACCACCAGGACCCGCUUAAGGAGUUUGUGCAGUUUGUCUGCACCGACGGCACAGGCCAGCCCAGCGCACAGCCUAAUGGAGGUGGCCAGAGCAAAAUGCCGGGCUCCUUCCUGCUGCCCCCGCCACCCCCGGUGGCUCGCCCUGUGCCCCUCCCCAUGCCCGACUCUAAAAGCAUCAGCACGCCGACUGACGGCGGACUCAGCUCACCCGCAUCUCCGUCAUACUCCACGCCAGGCUCCACAGCUCCCAACCGGUUUGUCGGCAUCGGAACACGGGACAACUUUCUGAAUAUCCCCCAGCAGACCCAGUCCUGGUUCCUCUGACAAGGCCUCUCUGAAUCAACAGCUAAAAUUGUGUCAUGAAAAUUGGAAAUUUGACAAAACAAACACAUCGCCGCUGAAAAAGAACAAACUGCUGACACUAAAAGGUCUUUCUCUCUCGCCAACACUAUUCAAAGUACUACUAUAGAACCCCAAAAAACCCCACGCUGCCCCAAGAGGACUCCCAAUUCAACACGAUUUGAACAGGAACAUUCGUCCCCUUUUGCACAGGAGUCUUCAACAAGAUUGAGUGGACAGACUCAGAAUGCAAGGAGGAGGAAGAAGAUGAGAAACUGUCUCACACACCGUGAAUUGUCAGAAAGGAAACACAAUAUGGCAAACUGACAAAUGACCAAUUAUACAUUUGUUGUUUCUUUUCUUUUCUUUUUUUUUUUUUAAUGAUUUUUUUCCAUUUUGUUGUCUCCACAAUGAAACUCCAUGCAUUGGCUGGGAGAUCCAAAAAAAGAACAAGUAGUGGUAAAUGGUGAAGUCAGAUGUGCAAGUUGUAAAGAUUGCCACCCAAAUAGCACGCCUCCAUAUCUGCGCAUCUCUCCUCCAGGUACAUGGUCUCACCUGACACCCACCACCCCACACAGCCUGUCCCACCUGGAGCUCGGUGCUUGUCAGGGGCAAAACCGUAACUGCAGCCUCGUAGUUGAGUGUCCCCUCACCCCACUGUUUCAUCCGCUCAGCCCUGAGCCUGUUUCACUUCAGAUUGGCCAAUCAUGCUGGCACCAUCCAGUCCAAUGGUGUGACACAUAUGCACUAAGUGGCUGGUCUUUGUUUACCUGUCAAUGUACCAGGGUGUCCUGCUAUGGGAGAAACGACGGCCAUGAGGCACGAAGGCAAGAAGGUGAACACACAGAUAGUCAUAACACUAACUCUACACGUGCUCUCUCGUCCCCUUACCUAUGCACUAUUAAUUUUUUUUAAGGGAUGAACAGUAUUGCACACUGAUGGUCAGAUGAGCGAUUAGAGAAGUGAAUCGAGGCUGCAGGUAUGGGGGCUGUGCUAACAUCAGAGUCUAGGCCCUGAAAGAUACAGCACUCACAUGCACACACACAUGCAAGCUUGCAGGCAGCACAUGCAGACCAACCUUUCCAGAAAAGUCGGUCACAAAACCACUCACAAAAUCAUCUUGUUUUAAUCCAUAGAUAUUGAUUUUACAACAAGGCACACACAGCAUCGGCUUCAUAUUAUUUGCUUUAAUUUUGUUUGUAGUUGUUUACUUGCGAUUUUUUUUCUUUUUCCAGAUUUGGUUUUGGUUUUGUCUCAGCUGGAUUGUUUUAACCUUCUCUUGCAUGUCAUAACAUUUUUCUUUAGUUUGCAGUAACACAUAGUAUCACGCUCGAAUUUCAGCAAAAUGGAAACAGCAGUUUCUCAAAUUUCUCAUGUAUGGACAGCACAGUAACGACAGCUCAUCACACGCAACCCUGGCAUUGCUUCACCCCUUGUCCCGUAGUCUAUUCACAAGAAAACCCAGAGGAUUACACACACACACACACGCACACAGAUGCACAUAUAAAAUAACACCACCAACAACCUGGUUUAAAUUUAUAAAGGGAAGCCUUUAUACUGGUUCUCCAAACUGCCUUUUAAUGGUUUUUCAUUCAUUUUAAAAUUUGUAUUUUUAAUUUGACAUAUUUUUCUAUGUAAAUGUUCACACUGAAAUCGCUGUUGGUAUUAUUUUUUGUCAUGACACAAUCCAACAAAAGCCGACCUCACAAAAUAACUGGACUGCCUAGCUGUUGGUUCUGUUUUUGCAGGGAUAGUAAACAGGGCUGAGGGCUUGUUCUCAGCCUCUCUAGUAACAUUAGCUCUAUGUACUAAAACCAUAUAUCGAGACUAUAACAAUAUAUGGAAGUGCCUCUGUAUUCCCUUCAUGCAAUUAGUAAUAAACUUGACUUCAGGUUCUCUUCCCACAUAUAAGCUAAAGCUACAUGGGCAUGGUAGCGUUGGUGCAUGUGGAAACCAUUGGCCUAGGACAGAUCUUUAUAGAGGACUGCAAACUCUUUUUUUUUUCUUUUUUUUUUGUAAAAACAGAGAGAGAGAUCUUAUACAUAUAUAUUUAUGAUAUAUGCUCCUUUGUAACUUUUACUACGAGCUUGUUGGCAGUCUAGUUAUUUUCUGAACUCUCACCCCCGCUCACUACCCCCCUCCCCCACCCCGCCCCACAACCCGUUUCAGUAACAUCACCAUAUUGUUACCAAUACGAAUUAAACGACACACGCCAUUGCCAUCUGCUGCGCAGCAUUAUAAUACCUAGAUGAACAUGUCAAAAAUCGACAGUAGGUUUGAAGAAAAAAAAGUGUUUGUUUUUUGAUGGAAAGUAUUAUUAUUGAAAAAUAUGUGUCGAUUGAGCCACGUGCAAUGCAUUGGGUAGAUCAUUGUGUUUGUCUGUUAGAGAUUUUUAAGAAAGCUAAGAGAAAAGAGAAAAAAAAAUGUAUUUGUUUCAAGUCCAUAUGCUCCGGGACUCUAAACUAGAGGGCCACGAGAAAUCCUAGUCUUUGUAAGUUGGGGGUAUUUGUUUUUAUUUCCUUUGUCUCUUUUUUAAUGUUAUAUGUGUAAUCAUUUGUUUAUAAAAAUGUGGGAGGGCUGAAGGAAAAAAAAAUGUACACAACUUCAGAAAAAAAAAUCUCUAUCAUCAGAUGAAAAACUGGUGCUUUAACACUAUAAAGUACAUUCAGAACUAUUAUAAAUGAGUGAACAAAAAUAACAGACCAUUUAGGAAACUGCAUUAUUCCUCUCUCUAUUUGUAUUCUUCUAUUUGUAUUAAGUGGGGGGAGAGGUUCCUAUUCCUUAAGGUUGUGACACAAAAGGCAUUUUGGUUCAACCCUUAGAAGAAAUAAAGCAAACCUAUACUGUCGAGCCCAAGAAACUCUUUAAAUAACCUACCCGCGCACUGCCUGAAACUCACCAGCAAAUAAAGCAAACAAAAAAACCCUCCCAGUUAAUUCAUUUUAUCACAUACAUUGGCAUUGACACAUGACAAGUCUCUCCCAGUACUGCCGGAGAGACUUCACAUCCCAAAAUCAGUUUUUUCCCAUUAUCAUCCGAGUAUGUUUCUAAAUCUGGAGUUGGAUGGAGCUCAGCAGGCUGUGUUGAGACACCUGACGUUGAAGUGGACCGAGACCUUCUGUACAGUUAGCAGAAAAGGGGUAAAAGAAGCUUUUAAUCUGGCAUACAUAUGAGGUCUGAGCCAUUUGUGAAACAGGCAGCAAGGUGAGCCUCUCCCCUGUUCCACCCCCUCCUCUGUAAAUGACUCUUAUAGUGCUUGUGCUGUAGUGUAUAGUUUCCCAGCAGUUAAAGGUUGUCCCUUGAAAGUGCCUUUUGUUCACAGACUCCAUUUUGUAAUCAAGAUGGCCCUUUUUUUUCUUUUCAUUUGUUUUUUUCCUUGAAACAGCUUGAGGUAGCAGGUUGCCCCUGAGUGCUGUAAGGAGGCAAAAGGUCACCACCCAUUCAGCGAUCAGGGGCACCUCUUUCCUCCGGCUCCGAAAAUGAAUUCCCUCCAUUGUUCCUUCCCUUCUAUCCUCUCUUCCUUUUCAAAUCUAUAUAUAUAUAUACACAUAUAUAUAGUACAAAAGGAAACUGGUGUGAAUUAGUUCUUUACUUUUUAUUGAUAAAUGAGAAAAAAAAUUGAAAAGGCAAAAAAACUUGUUCUCGUUCAGCUCUUGCUUUUUUCUUCCCCUCUGUCUCCACUGUCUGUUUUCUCUUAGACACUGGAGUAGUCUGUAACUGUGUGUCUGUCACUCUCCGUCUCUCUCUCUCUCUCUCUCUUUCUCUCUCUCUCUCUCUCUCCUGCCCUCUCCGCUGUUGGGAGGAUGAAAAAAAAAAUAUUGCCGAAAAACUUUUGUCUGAGCAGAAUGCAGUUAGCUCACAUGUUAUUCUUGUCUGUAUGCUUCACAUUGUAUUACCAUACCCAUCUUCUUCAGCUUCUCCAUUCAGCAGCUAAUGUAAGUGAACAAAUUACGCUGACGGGCUUUUGGGGGUGUCCUUGGGUGGGUUAGGAAGGGACGACAGUGGUUCAGGGGUUUGGGUUCAAGAGGUUUAAGGGGAAGAUUAAUAGGGUUGAGAGGGAUAGAUGAACUGCUUUGGGAAGUUGGAAAGGGGCUGCAUGGGCUAGGAUAAGAGUUUGCUCUUUUUUUAAGGUAUUUAUUUUUUGGCUUUGUUUUAUUCCCUCUUUUUUGUUUCCUUUUUUAAUUUGGAGUUCUUUUCAUAUUUGCUAUCAGGGUAUGCUGUCGUUUAGGCUCUCUUUGAGUAUGCCUUGGACUGUAAAAUGAAAGCUACAAGCACCUUAUAACCGGACUUGUCGUGCAUGAGGCUGAAAGAGGGGCGACGCUUUUCCAGCAUAAAUACCACAUCCAUUUAAACCAAUCUUAUAAAGUGAAUCUUUUUUUUUCUUUAUUGCUAUUUUUAAGGUGGGUUUCACACACCGAAAUCCUCAGCAGUAUUAGCCAUUUUCCACACAUCAACCAGAUAGAAAAAGGCCAGCAUGAACCUGAUCUCUCAGAUUUUUGAGGAUCCAGGGAGUCCCUCCAUUUUUCUCCUCCGACCACCUCAUGCAGGAUUAAUCCGUGUCUUUGUUCUGUUGUUUAUUUUAGUUCUUUUUCUUCUUAAGUGUGUAUGGUUUAAUGGUGAAUUAGGCAGCACCCUUGGCCCCCUCACUCCCAAGUCUUCUAUGCCUCUGUCUAUGCCCUCAGUGCAGCACCACUUCUUUGUGAGAACACCCCCAGAGCUCUAGGUGAAAUGCAUGUGUUAAUUACAGUUUCUUUUCCAUAAGAAGAAAAACACAGUUUGAGAAGAGCAGCACCUGAUUGAAUAAAAAGGAUGUUCUUGACUGUA